This is a messenger RNA of Closterium sp. Naga37s-1, 915 nucleotides long. The record is from the annotation of a GenBank genome assembly. Lineage: Eukaryota; Viridiplantae; Streptophyta; Zygnematophyceae; Desmidiales; Closteriaceae.
AUGAUUAAGGUCGAGUUCAAGGAAGAAACCAAAGUCUUUGCUCCCGAGGAGAUUUCCUCCAUGGUUCUCAUCAAGAUGAAGGAGAUUGCCGAGGCGUACCUUAAAAGCACCGUUAAGAAUGCGGUCGUCACCGUACCUGCGUCCUUUAACGACUCCCAACGACAAGCCACGAAGGACGCUGGCGCAAUCGCGGGCCUGAAUGUCCUCCGUAUCAUCAACGAGCCCACUGCUGCUGCUAUUGCGUACGGUCUCGCCAAGAAGAUCCACGACGUGGUGCUCGUCGGUGGGUCCACACGUAUCCCUAAGGUGCAGCAGCUCCUGCAGGAGUGUCUCAACGGCAAGGAGCUCUGCAAGAGCAUCAACCCCGACGAGGCCGUCGCGUCCGGUGCGGCCGUGCAAGCGGCUAUCCUCAGCGGCGAGAAGGUGCAGGACCUCGUGCUGCGCGAUGUCACGCCUCUGUCCCUGGGUCUUGAAUCUUCCGAUGAGGUCAUAAACGUUAUCAUUCGCAGGAACACCGCGAUUCCCACCAGAAAGGAGCAGGUGUUUUCCGGCAACCAGUCUGGUGCGUUGAUCCAGGUGUUCGAGGGUGAGCUCCCCGAGUCCGAAGAUAACCAUCUGCUCGGCAAAUUCGACCUGUCCAGCAUCCCCCCUGCUCCUCAGAUCACCGUUUGUUUCGACAUUGACGCCGACGGUAUCUUGAACGUCAGCACCGAGGACAAGACUACCAGCCAGAAAAAUAAGAUCACGAUUGACAAGGGCCGGUUGAACGAGGCCGAGAUUGCGAAGAUGGUUCAGGAUGCGGAGAGGUACAAUGCGGAGGACUUGCGGGACAAGAGGAAGGUGAAGGCAAAGGACUCGCUCAUGACAGAGCUGGACUCUGGGAGGCUGGAGGUGCUCCUCCUGAGGCGGACAUAA